UCGAAGAUGCUGGCCUGCACGGAGAUGAUCACUAUGUGCCUGCAGUCGGCCAAGCAGAAGCACCUUCGGGCUCAGCAGCAACAGCGGCCGCCGCACACCGCCGGACAGGGGCUCACCAUCUUCCAUGACAUUUUCCGCCGAGCAGACAAAAACGAUGAUGGCAAACUGUCAUUUGAAGAGUUCAAUGCUUACUUUGCGGAUGGAAUCCUGACUACUGAGGAGCUGCAGGAGCUUUUCUACUCCAUAGAUGGCCGACAAAAUAACAAUCUGGACACUGACAAGCUAUCAGAUUAUUUUUCUCAACACCUGGGGGAGUAUCUCAGCGUGCUUUCAGCUCUGGAGAGCCUGAACAUCGCUAUUUUAAAGGCAAUGGAUAAAACUAAAGAGGAGUACCAGGGUUCCAGUGUGCUGGGCCAGUUUGUCACCAGAUUCAUGCUAAGAGAGACGUCCAGUCAGCUGCUGUCUCUACAGAGGUCACUGCAGUGUGCCAUGGACGCUGUGGAAGAGCAGAGCAGCCCUGCACCGAGAGAGGUAAAGGCACCAGAGCUGACAGCAGUACAGAGGAAUGGCAGGCGGUGUGGUCGCAGGGUCCAUAAUAACCUGUGCAUGUCCCCAUCAGAUCCCUGCUCUGGCAUCCUGACCACAGGUGUGAGCAUGGAAGACGGAGAGAACUGGUGCUCUCAAAUCAACAGGCUGCAGCUCCUGCUGGAUAAACUGGAGUGUCAGGGUCCCAAGUUGGAGCCACUGAAAGAGGACACGCUGGCCGGCACGUACAAGUCUAACAUCCUGCUGGUGCAGAGGCAGAUGUCGGUGACUGAAGACAAUCUGGACAACUUCCGGAAAGUUCUGAAGGGCUACAUCGACGCCACCUCAGCCCACUCUGACAACCUGCAUGUGUCCGUUCAGAAGCUCCCGGGAAAGUCGUGUUACAUAAUGUAUGAGUUCUGGCAAGACCGCAUCUCCUGGAUGAGCUACCUGCAGUCCAACGGCAGUAAAGAUUUCCAGCGCUGCGUCAUUGACAUGCUGCAGGAUGCUGAAGUAGUUUCCACUAUGUUGCUCCCAGCUUCCUGGUGGAUCAUGACUAACAACUAA
Molecule: messenger RNA, 1092 nt
Organism: Chelmon rostratus (copperband butterflyfish)
Lineage: Eukaryota; Metazoa; Chordata; Actinopteri; Chaetodontiformes; Chaetodontidae
Gene: necab3
Product: N-terminal EF-hand calcium binding protein 3
Exons: 13
Coding region: 7-1092 (361 amino acids)
Biological process (GO): regulation of amyloid precursor protein biosynthetic process
Cellular component (GO): Golgi cis cisterna; endoplasmic reticulum; cytoplasm
Molecular function (GO): calcium ion binding
Source: RefSeq, a predicted model, not a curated record